Messenger RNA from Ziziphus jujuba (common jujube), 1198 nucleotides. Its product is annotated as thaumatin-like protein. Gene Ontology annotation, biological process: defense response. The record is from RefSeq and is a predicted model, not a curated record. Gene Ontology annotation, cellular component: extracellular region. Bases 97 to 834 code for a protein of 245 amino acids. Lineage: Eukaryota; Viridiplantae; Streptophyta; Magnoliopsida; Rosales; Rhamnaceae. The transcript has 2 exons.
GUUAAGAGAGGAUGUUCCUGUUCUCUUCCUCACCUUAAAAGGCCUGCACUUGUGGCCAAAAUACUUGGAAAAUCCAAACACUAGUCUCUUAAAACAAUGCCAACUUCCUGUUUGUUGCUUCCCUUUUUCCUCUAUCUAUUAACCUCUCUCUGCAUCACAAAUGGAUCACAACUAAUUCUAGUAAACAACUGCCUGGAAAGUGUAUGGCCAGGAAUACUUGGCAGUGCAGGCAAAACUACACCAAAAGAUGGAGGAUUCCAUCUAGGCAGUGGAGAAGAAGUAGUCCUCGACGUGCCUGAGAAAUGGUCCGGCAGGAUAUGGGGUAGGCAGGGCUGUAAUUUCGACAACAAUGGGAAAGGCCAAUGCGACACUGGAGAUUGUUCAGGCCAAUUAUAUUGCAAAGGCAUGGGAGGUGCUCCCCCAGCAACCAUGGUUGAAAUGACACUAGGAACUUCAACUUCACCACUUCAUUUCUAUGAUGUGAGCUUGGUUGAUGGUUUCAAUUUGCCUGUUUCGAUGAAACCUGUCGGAGGAGGAAUCGGGUGCGGUGUUGCUUCAUGUGAGGUUGAUUUGAAUGUUUGUUGCCCAUCAGCAUUGGAAGUGAGGACAGGAGGGAAAGUUGUGGGAUGCAAAAGUGCUUGUUUGGCUAUGCAGUCGGCUAAGUAUUGCUGCACAGGAAAUUAUUCAAACCCAAACACUUGCAAACCAACGCUUUUUGCACAUCUUUUCAAAGCCAUUUGUCCCAAGGCUUAUAGCUAUGCUUUUGAUGACUCUUCCAGUCUUAACAAAUGCAGAGCUUCACGUUAUGUUAUCACUUUUUGCCCUCCCAGAUGAGCUUCACAACUGGGGGCAAUUAAUGGUUUUCUUCAUGGUUCUUCACAAUUCGCAUAUGAAGAAGGAUGCCUUUAGUUUGUACUACCAUAGUCUAUAUUUUGCUUUUGGUUACUUAAAAAUAUUUUUCUUUAGUUUGAAUACAUAGGAUUUGAUGAUCUACUUUGUGGCCCUUCUCAUAAAGCAUAUAUUUAUAUAUAGAGAAUAUGCCAAAGAAGUGGGGUGGAAAAUAACUAGCUUCUUAAUUAGUACUUGGGAUAUAGAACAAGAAUAUUUUGAACAAAUUAAGAAUCUCCCUUUUGAUGUAAUUAUGUUAUGUUCAAUAUCUAUUGCUUUUAAAAGCUUAUUUAUUCCAAUAGUCAUAUUA